CUAUAUCAAUAGAGUAGAUGAGAGGUGAGGGCAUUUAAGUAAUUUACCAAUGAGAAUGGUCUAUAUAAGCUGAUAUUGUUAGAGAUAUGGAUCCAGAGAAGGUGUGUACUAGAUUUUAGAUCAGUGCAUUUUAUCAAAGUGAGGAAAAUCAUGGGGAGAAAAGUGGCUCUGUUGGUGGGAUGCAACUACUCAGGCAACCCCAAAUGCCGUGAAAACGGGCUGUAUGGGUGCAUAAAUGACGUGAAAGCCAUGCAAGGCCUGAUCCGUCACCGCUUCGGCUUUCUGGAUGGCAACAUUACGAUCUUGACCGAUGAGACGCAGAAGCAGCCCACGCAGAAGCAGCCCACGCGUCUUAAUAUUCUAGAUGAGCUUAAUAAGAUGAUCGAUGCAGCUAACCCGGGAGACACCUUGUUAUUCUACUUCAGUGGGGGUGGGGCUCUGGUUAAUCGCCCGGUUAAUCCCCCGGUUACGAAUGAGAUCAAAAGGGGCAAGUCAGCGAUCAUUCCUUGCGAUCUCAAGCCCAUUACAGGUGCGGACAUGGUGGCUAUACUCAAUCGGUUGCCGGACGGGGCAUUCUUCACCUUCAUAUGCGACUCGUCAUACAGUGGCGGCCUCUUCGACGAGAAUGUUCAGACUGAAUCCAAUGUCCCUGAUCAUGCGAACAACUGCAACUUCAAAUCGAAAACCAUUCCCUCUAAUUUACUUCAGUCUAUCAAUGUUAGUGAGAACUUGCCAGCAGGCAUCCCACCACCCGUUAUCCUGUUCAGCAGCUCUAGGUGGAACGAGGAAUCGGUGGAAGUGCAUCUAAACUGCGAUGUGUCAAUGGCAUUCAGCGCAUACAGCGGUGCGAUCCAGAAAUUGUUUAACUCGCCCCAAGCAGGGAAUGGUCUCAAUGCGCCGUACGCCAAUAGGGAGGUAGAUGCAUUUACUAGGGCAUCGUUGGGCUAUCUAGGGUUCGAUCAACACCCGUGCCUCAUCCCCAAUAAGAAUAAUGCGGUUGCACUUUUCCUGAACGGCUAUGGCCCAGGGGUCUGCAGGAUUGUCUAGCUAUUGCAUGGAAUAAAGAUAAUUGCGUGUGAAGGUUUGCAUAUUAGUUUUCUACCAAGGUUCUCCAAGCGUGUAGCGGGUACUCUUCACGUUAUCUAGCUGUUGUAUGGAAUAAAGAGAACCGUGUUUGAAGGUUUGUAUUAUGUUGUAUAUCCAGUUUCUUCAUGCGUGUAGCGGAUAGCCUGCACGUGUAUAACUAUGGUAUGAAAUAAAGAGACUGGUGUUUGAUGGUUUGCAUACAA
This is a messenger RNA of Magnolia sinica, 1289 nucleotides long. Its product is annotated as metacaspase-9-like. Bases 151 to 1047 code for a protein of 298 amino acids. Lineage: Eukaryota; Viridiplantae; Streptophyta; Magnoliopsida; Magnoliales; Magnoliaceae. Gene Ontology annotation, molecular function: cysteine-type endopeptidase activity. The record is from RefSeq and is a predicted model, not a curated record. Gene Ontology annotation, biological process: proteolysis. The transcript has 2 exons.